This is a messenger RNA of Clupea harengus (Atlantic herring), 3863 nucleotides long. It is a transcript of the gene kcng4a, whose product is annotated as potassium voltage-gated channel modifier subfamily G member 4a. Gene Ontology annotation, molecular function: protein binding; delayed rectifier potassium channel activity. NCBI's taxonomy places the organism in Eukaryota, Metazoa, Chordata, Actinopteri, Clupeiformes, Clupeidae. Gene Ontology annotation, biological process: potassium ion transmembrane transport; action potential; protein homooligomerization. Gene Ontology annotation, cellular component: voltage-gated potassium channel complex; membrane. The record is from RefSeq and is a predicted model, not a curated record.
AAGCCCUAGCUUGUUUGCGCGUUUCCCCUCCGGGCGUUCGUCUAGAAACCUAACGAGUUUUUCCAAGGACGAGGAGCGUGUGCGGGCAGUUAAUGCCGCUCUCUCUGCCUGUUAGAGUAGCCUACCUCCUCUCUCCGCUAAAUUUGCAAUUUCACCGGCACGCAGGCGAGGCGUCUAACACGAAAGGAUGUUUGAAUGCCACUCCUCCAUUAGAUCCAACAACCCUGGAGGUUUGGGUCCUGCUUAUGUGGAAAAUGCAUGAUAAGGUCCUUUAUUGUAGCCUAUUAUACAUGUGCUGUUCACAUAAUUCAACAUUUCCUAUAACUAUAUGUGCCGGAUUAGUCCAUGACUUUCAAACGACUCCAAUUGUAAACUGCAGUCUUUCUGGUUGUGUUGAAAUCAGUGAAGUUUUAGUUUAUCUUAUAAAUCUCUUUCGCAUUGAGGACUGGCCUAUUGUCACUUAGGGACUCGAGUCUUUAUCCGACACAAUCCUAACUACUGCCAUAACAAGAGAACAGAGAAUACACAAGGAAUACACAUACUGGUAGAUAUCGCAUGUUGCUGACGAGUGAAAAGAUGCAAUUAGCGCCGCUCGAUAUGAAGUCACCCCCAGUGCCCCGCAUCAGAGAAGAGCUGAGUAUGUGACUGUGCGGAGCCCUCAUCCGGUCGGAGGCGUACAGUAGAUCGCCCUGAAGUCAUUCAUCUCUAUCCGCUGGACCCGAAUGUAAUUUCUCGACUAGAAAGAGACCAUCUGUGCCGGUGUGACUUCGGUGCUACUGCGUACCGGCUACCGGGGUACUUGAGCCAAAUAAUGUUAUGAAACACGCAAGCACUUCGCAAACUUGAACGCAAGCUGACAGGCACGCACACACACACACAGUUUCUGCAGCAGCGCGCAGCGUACGGGACACUAGCCUCUCUUCUGCGUAGCGCAGAGUGUUUUACGCGUUUUGAGAGAGGUGAAGAAAUGGUCGUCACAAAAGGUCGACUGUCUGGAGUGGACUGAGUCGGAUAUUCCCAAUAUCCCUGGGUCCAGAGGUUGGAAUACAAGACUCUGUGGACUAUUACGGGGCGCUGACCGUUUAUCAAAAAGUGAUUACCGAGAGCUGGGAUGCCUUGUCUCUCCAAAGGAUGUGUGUGUGUGACAUCAACUGCUCGGAAUUGUGCUGAGCCCAGCAGCAGGCAAACUGAGGCCCCAUCACCCCCAGCCCCCAUCGGAUGAACGCCCCAUUCCCAAGAGGGGGUGCGUUUAAUGCAGCCUCUCUACUGUCCCUAACCUGUCACCUUUGACCCCUCACCUUUGACCCCGGGAGCGGCCCUGUCGCCCCCGAACGCCAGCCGUCGCCAUGCCGAUCAUCAGCAACGCCAACCACGACUUCAGCAACCUGUCGAUGAGCGACGACAGCAGCCUGGACCAGAUCUUUACCGAGAUCCCAGAGACGGAGACCAUCAAGGGCGUAUACUACCAACGCGCCCGCCUGGUGCGCCGGCCCGAGGACCUGCUCUCGGUGGACCCGGCCCUGCAGGCCGUCAUCAACGUCGGCGGCAACCGCUACACCUUCCCCUGGAGCACGCUGGAGCAGUUCCCACUGACGCGGCUGGGUCGCCUGCGUCCCUCCAGCAGCCCCGAGGAGAUCGCGUGCGUCUGCGACGACUACGAUGAGGCGUGCCACGAGUUCUUCUUCGACCGCAGCCCCUCGGCCUUCCGCGUCAUCCUCAACUUCCUGGCGGCGGGCAAGCUGCGGAUGCUGCGUGAGAUGUGCGUGCUCUCGCUGCACGAGGAGCUGACCUACUGGGGCGUGGAGAUGGCCUACAUGGAGCGCUGCUGCAAGCGCAAGAUGUUAACGCGCCUGGAGGAGGUGGCUGCGAUCGAGCGCAGCGAGGAGGAGUUGCGACAGCGGGUCGCGCAGCAACGCCCCCCGGUGGCCGAGACGCGCUACCGCAAGAUAAUGGGACACCUCAGGGACAUGGUGGAAAACCCCCAGUCAGGGCUGCCAGGGAAGAUCUUCGCCUGCCUGUCCGUCAUCAUGGUGGCCGUCACUGUGAUUAGCCUGUGCAUCAGCACUAUGCCUGAUCUGAGAGAGGAGGAGAGCAGGGGCGAGUGUUUGCAGAAGUGUCAACACAUGUUCAUCGUGGAGACGGUGUGCGUGGCCUGGUUCUCCCUGGAGUGGGUGCUGCGCUUCGUCCAGGCGCACAGCAAGCUGCAGUUUCUGCGAGGGCCGCUCAACAUCAUCGACGCCAUGGCCAUCCUGCCCUACUACGUGUCCCUGAUCGUGAACGAGGACGACCCGAGCGAGGACGAGGGCGCCGCGGGCGGCAGGGGCUACCUGGACAAGCUGGGCCUGGUGCUUCGCAUCCUGCGGGCCCUGCGGAUCCUCUACGUGAUGCGGCUGGCGCGCCACUCGCUGGGCCUGCAGACGCUGGGGCUGACGGUGCGGCGGAGCACGCGGGAGUUUGGCCUGCUGCUGCUCUUCCUGUGCGUGGCCGUUACACUCUUCUCGCCGCUGGUGCACCUGGCCGAGAGCGAGCUGAGCGCCGCGGGCGCGCAGGACUUCAGCAGCAUCCCCGCCUCCUACUGGUGGGCCAUCAUCUCCAUGACGACGGUGGGCUACGGCGACAUGGUGCCGCGCAGCAUCCCCGGCCAGGUGGUGGCGCUCAGCAGCAUCCUGAGCGGCAUCCUCAUCAUGGCCUUCCCGGCGACCUCCAUCUUCCACAUGUUCUCCCGCUCGUACCAGGAGCUCAAGGCCGAGAACGACCGCCUGCUCAAGGAGGAGUUUGCUGCUGCUGCCGCCGCCGCCGCCUCCGCCUCCGAUCUGGACGGGGAGGGGGGAGGAGGCGAGGAACUCGACUACCCCCUGCCAGGGUUAUCCGCCACCCCGGAGACAGACACCCCCGGGGCCAUGGAGAACCUCUCGCUGCUGGGCAACAGAGCGGAGCGCUCGGGGAACAACCUGCACAACCUCCCAGCCAGCGCCUUCUAAGGUCGGGUGGAGGUCAGGCGGAGGUCGUGAGGCUCAGACAUUAAAGAAACUGAGAGAAUAAUCCCCCAGGCAGCUCCACGGUCAACCCCAACACACACACACACACACACACACACACACACACACACACACACACACACACACACACACACACACACACACACACACACACACCUGAUCCCUGGAGGGUCUGAGACAGAUGGACCCCUUCCUCACCUGCACUGUCCAUGUCUUCCACACUUACCCUCUGAGAUCAAAGAGCCCAAAUGAAAAGGCUCUCCUCAUUCCCACUUACUCAAGGACACUAGACUGAAAGGCAAAGAAAUAAGCAAUAAUUUAACGCUCAACCAAGUUCUUGUAAAACUGAGGGCACGAGAUUGGUUUUUGACCGAGAAUGAACCCCUUUAAGGAGUUGUGACACCAAACAGCUUCCAAUUCUCACCUUUGCUUUGAUCUAGGAGAUGUUAUCACCGGAUGUAGGUGACGCACACACCUUUGCAUUGAUCUAGGAGAUGCUAUCACCGGAUGUAGGUGAAGCACACACACCUUUGCAUUGAUCUAGGAGGUGCUAUCACCGGAUGUAGGUGAAGCACACACCUUUGCAUUGAUCUAGGAGACGUUAUCACCGGAUGUAGGUGACGCACAUACCCCACUCCCCCUUGCUUGUUAACAGGUUCGAACAGGUUAACGGACCUGGCAUGGUUUCCUUGAUUGCUGUUCCUAAAGCUCCCGCUCUCUUACAUAAAGCCCCCAGACAGCGAGGUCAUGGUGUGACUGCAGGCUUCUUCAUCUUCUCAAUCUGAGAGAGGGAACACAUUUAAUUGAGUGAACGUUGCGAGACCCUGGAGGAGGAAAAAAAAAUAAAAGCACUCAUAAUCUCAA